Molecule: messenger RNA, 297 nt
Organism: Colletotrichum paranaense
Lineage: Eukaryota; Fungi; Ascomycota; Sordariomycetes; Glomerellales; Glomerellaceae
Exons: 2
Coding region: 1-297 (98 amino acids)
Source: RefSeq, a predicted model, not a curated record
AUGGGCGCCAAGCGCUUGACUGGCCAAGAUCCAGAAAUCCGCCUGAUAGAAGCAGAGUCAUUCACCAAGUUCCAUCCAUCCCGCCAGCCUCAAAGGAGGCGCUUCGUUGCCCUGAGUGAGGCUGCCAGCGUUUCGCUACAAUAUUCUGAACUUGCGACAAUGGUCUCGCGCCAUCGAGUCUCCCUGACAACUCUCGACCAACAAUACUCAGCGCUUGAAGGAGCCAAGCCCACGGUGACCAUGGCGCUGCAUCGGAAUGGGAAGAGCUUCAGCAACCUGAUAUGCCUCGCCGGAUGA